Molecule: messenger RNA, 1993 nt
Organism: Eutrema salsugineum
Lineage: Eukaryota; Viridiplantae; Streptophyta; Magnoliopsida; Brassicales; Brassicaceae
Product: probable mediator of RNA polymerase II transcription subunit 26c
Exons: 9
Coding region: 640-1686 (348 amino acids)
Cellular component (GO): nucleus
Source: RefSeq, a predicted model, not a curated record
ACGCCAUUAUUGAAAAACACUCACCUCUCUCUCACCUCUCUCUCACCUCUCUUUAACCUCUCUCUAGGCUCUAGCUAUUCAUCUCCCCAACCACAACAAACCAACUUGCUUUGCUUUGCUCUGUCCAGGGCAAGAGCAUCCUGAUUAAAGCAAGUCCCUUUUUUUUUUUUUACUUGUAAUUUGUUUUGUCUGAAGAAUAUUUUUACGGGGAAAAAAAACUUGCAGAAGAAUGAAGGGAAAGCAAUAACCCCCAAAACAAAUUCUAAAGCCUCAAAUUUGGAAUAUUCCCUUUCAUCUUCCUUUUUUUCUUUCUUCUGCCAUUACCUUAUUGAUCUAUGUGACCUCUGUUUCUGUUUUUUUUUUCUUUUCUCUCUUCCUCGUAACAGUACAGCGUCAUCAAAACUCGAAAGGGUCUUCCUUUUAUCGGAUUUAAUCCGAUUCUUAUUAUUUUUAUCUUUAAACGAUUGAAUCUAAUCCUUGCUGAGUUCUUUUUCGAUUUUCAAUCCUCCGAUGAAUCGAAUUCAUCAAACGAUUGUUGUUUUAGAUCUGGUGAUGUAAUACCAAAUCGGCUGCUCUGUUUUUGAUUAUUUAAAGAAACUAAAUUUGGGAGAGUGGGUGAGAAAUUUUGUUGCGGCGGGAAUGGAUUUGGACGAUUUCCGGUCGAUUAUGGACAACGCAGGUGUCGAUGUUUGGACAUUUAUAGAUACAGCGAUCCUUGUCGCGUCGCUUGAUUACGGCCAAGAGCUGAAGCGGCGGAGAGAUAACAUCGUGGAGCGUCUCUACGCGACUUCGAUGGCGAACAAGUGUAGAAACUGCGAUUUCGGCAGCGGAGGAAUCGUUACGGAGGCGGCGGUUGCUAGGGUUAACGGGAGGAUUCAUGAGGAGACGGAGGAGGAAGAAGGAGAAGCAGCUGAAGAAGAAGUUAGAGAGAAAUCUGUUAAUGGUGACGACGAUGACGAUUUCGAUCCGUUUGCUGGUUUGUUUGAUGAUGAGCAGAAGAGUAUUCUUGAAAUCAAGGAGAGACUUGAAGAUCCUGAUCUGUCCGAAGAAGCUUUGGUUGAGUUGCUUCAGAAUCUGGAAGAUAUGGACAUAACAUUCCAAGCUCUUCAGGAAACUGAUAUUGGGAGGCAUGUGAAUCGAGUUCGGAAGCAUCCAUCGAACAAUGUUCGGAGAUUAGCUAAACAGCUUGUCAAAAAAUGGAAAGAAACAGUGGACGAAUGGGUCAAAUUUAACCAGCCUGGUGAUCUCGAGCCUCCAAGUUUGAUAGCCGAUGAGGACUCACCGCAGCAGAAAGCUCUCCAUAAUGGUAAUCGCCAACAGGUUCCUGACUUCGGGUAUUCACCUGUUCCUCAGAAUGGGUAUUCUGGUUCAAGCAAGAACAGUAACUAUGCCGAGCCAGAGAGGAAACCAAGACCUAUUGCUCCUCCAACUAGGAGAGAAUCUCCUUCUCCAGCUAAACCAUCUCGUCCUUCUCCUUCUCAACAAACCAUACAGAGGGAUAAAGAGCAUAAAGAAGUUGAUUUCGACUCAGCCCGGAAAAGACUACAACAAAACUACAGACAAGCCGAGAAUGCUAAAAAGCAAAGGACUAUACAGGUGAUGGACAUUCAUGAGAUCCCUAAACCUAAGAAAGGUGGAUUUUUUCCAAGAAAAGGCGGUAGUUCUCAAGGCGGUAGACACUGGUAAAUUGAAAAAGAUGAUGAGAGUUGAGUCAUACGAGGAAGAAGAGAAAGAAAAAAGACAGGGAACAAAGCUCUGUUUUUUAGACACAAGAAGAAAACAGUGAAAUCUAAAAAAAAUGUUGGAAUUAAGUUGGUGGGUACACUUGUUUUCCAUUUUGUUGUUUACUACUAUUAUUUUUUUCUGAUAAAGAACAUAAUUUUCAUGGAUUUUAUGAAUAAUAGAUUCGGAAAAAUCAAGGUUACCAUAUUUGUGUUUUUACACAAUGAUGCUUGUAUCUAGUUCUUUAAAGAAAAUCAAAUGAAGUUUCUUA